This is a messenger RNA of Geosmithia morbida, 774 nucleotides long. RefSeq lists its product as uncharacterized. NCBI's taxonomy places the organism in Eukaryota, Fungi, Ascomycota, Sordariomycetes, Hypocreales, Bionectriaceae. The transcript is spliced from 2 exons. The record is from RefSeq and is a predicted model, not a curated record. Bases 1 to 774 code for a protein of 257 amino acids.
AUGUCAACACCCUCUCAUCAAGCCAACCUCGCCCGUAUUCGAGACAACCAGAGAAGAUCCCGCGCCCGCAAGAGGGAGUACCUCCAGGAACUGGAGCAUCGCCUACGCGUCUGCGAGCUCCAGGGAAUCGAAGCCUCCACCGAGGUCCAGGUAGCUGCUAGGAGGGUUGCCGAGGAGAACCGUCAUCUUCGUGGCCUCCUGAACAGACAGGGCAUCGGCGACGAUUACAUCGCAAACUACCUGCAGACGGCAGCAGCAGCUCAGACGACCACCGAACCCCCUUCCGCCACUGCCUCUGUCGCCGUCCCAGGGUCUCAUGCUCUGGGGGCGAGCACCAGCCAGUCGGUCCAGUCGCUACAGCAGCAGCUCAAACCGCGAAGACCAGCCGCCAUCGAUCAGAGCGCCGCAUUCCCCAUGUCCGUCCAGACUAGCCCGCAAGACUCCAUCGGGAGCGUUUCGACAACCGCCUCUUCGCUGUGGGAGACCCCGCCGCAGCACCAUAUACAGCCGCCGCCGGCGAUGGCUGCUCCGUCCGGUAUGAUGGCCUCAUAUCCCAUGAAUCCAUCCACGGCUCCACGCAUGGAUGCCUUUAUGGCGCAACCAGCUCAGCACCACCCGCAACAGCAGCAGAGCUUUAUGGAGCACCCUCGACACCAAGGAUUCUCGAUUCACCCCCCACCCCCUGAAAUGGCAGGCAGCAGUGUCAGUUAUGACCCGAACGCCCCUUUUACCCCGGAUUCCCGAGAUUACGGACAACCACGAGGCUAUCGCUGA